Molecule: messenger RNA, 411 nt
Organism: Capronia epimyces CBS 606.96
Lineage: Eukaryota; Fungi; Ascomycota; Eurotiomycetes; Chaetothyriales; Herpotrichiellaceae
Product: cytochrome-b5 reductase
Exons: 2
Coding region: 1-411 (136 amino acids)
Biological process (GO): sterol biosynthetic process
Cellular component (GO): endoplasmic reticulum membrane; intracellular membrane-bounded organelle
Molecular function (GO): heme binding
Source: RefSeq, a predicted model, not a curated record
AUGUCUGGACAAUUCAGCUCCGCCGAGGUGUCGAAACACUCGUCCAAGAAGGAUCUUUGGGUCACCAUCCAUGAGAAGGUCUACAACAUCUCUUCCUUUGUCGAUGAACAUCCGGGCGGUGAAGAAGUCCUCCUCGAUGUCGGCGGUCAAGAUGCUACAGAAGCCUUUGAAGAUGUUGGACACUCAGACGAAGCACGUGAAAUCCUGGACGGCCUGCUGGUUGGCGAUUUGAAGCGAGCUCCUGGCGAAGCUGCUCCUAAGACUGGUGCAACUGACAAGAUCGCCGCUGGACCUGGAGGCCGAUCUGAUUCCGGGCCUGGCUUCGGCAUCGCUGUUUACGCGGUUCUCCUGCUAGGAGCUGCAGUUGCGUACUUUGGAUAUAACUAUGUGCAAAAUCAAGAAGGCAAAUAG